AUGUACAACGCAAUCGGAUUACAAACGCCUCGUGGUUCGGGAUCUAACGGCUACAUCCAAUCCAACAAGUUCUCCGUGAGGCCGAAGACCGGCGAGGUUGUCUCCGACAAUAAAGGCUUCGAUUCCAGUCAUGACGGCACGGCUGGGUUCACCAGAAAGCCCAACAAAGACAUUCUCGAUCAUGAUCGCAAGCGCAAGAUCGAGCUGAAGCUCGUCACACUCGAAGAGAGACUCAAAGAUGAAGGAUACCCUGAUGCCGAGAUCGCCGAGAAGGUCGAGGACGCUCGGAAAACUCUCCAGGCCGCCUCGAACUGUAACGAUUCUGGAAAUUCGCAACUAAAGAAGAAAAAUUCUUGGUAA
Molecule: messenger RNA, 360 nt
Organism: Ilex paraguariensis (yerba mate)
Lineage: Eukaryota; Viridiplantae; Streptophyta; Magnoliopsida; Aquifoliales; Aquifoliaceae
Source: the annotation of a GenBank genome assembly